Molecule: messenger RNA, 6106 nt
Organism: Oncorhynchus keta (chum salmon)
Lineage: Eukaryota; Metazoa; Chordata; Actinopteri; Salmoniformes; Salmonidae
Product: polycystic kidney disease 1 like 1
Exons: 34
Coding region: 176-5701 (1841 amino acids)
Biological process (GO): kidney development; detection of mechanical stimulus
Cellular component (GO): membrane
Molecular function (GO): calcium channel activity; protein binding
Source: RefSeq, a predicted model, not a curated record
GACACUCACAUUGUUUUGAAUUUCAUAUCUUUAUUGACACUGUGUCCCUGUUGAUCCAGUCACUAUCUAUACAGAGGUCCGGAACAGGUUUGGAGCAGCAACUGCACCCUGUCCUGUAACCGUCACAGUCCACCCCAGCUUCAUCAGGAACACCUCCUCUAACUACAACCCUGAUAUGGAACUUUUUGAGUCAGGUUUGAGGAACCUGUCUGAUCUGGUCCAGUUGGGGAACAGUGUCGAGAUCCGUAACUACAUCAUCCUCCUGUCCAGCGUCCUCAACAGACUCAGCCAGGACCCCACAGCCAACACACACACUCAGUCACACACACGCACCGCACUCAUCAACGCUGUUUGUCAGCUCGACAUCAAUGACCAGCGGUCCAUGACAGACAACAUCUACAUGCUCAAAGACCUGAUGCACCUCACCCACCAGGUAUCGUUAGCCAGUGCCAGUGUGGUGGUGGGUCAAGUCCAGUCCAUCUCAGACCUGUUCCACCAGCCCAGUGUUCCUGUUCCCUACCUAUUGGACAGCUGGACCCUCAACACUCUGGUCACACUGCUGUCAUACAGCCUGCAGGCCACCCCCACUACUAAUGAUGUCAGGCAAGACCAGGCCACUGCUGAUGAUGUAAUACAGGCCAUGCCUACCCUCAAAGAACAGGCCAUACAACUCACGACUGACAGUCUGCAGACUACUGAUCAAUUACUACUGAAAUACAUCCUAUUCAAUAAGGUCGAGCAGCACAACGUGACCACCAGUGUCAUGGACCUACAGACCACUCACCACGACCGUGGUCUAACCACAGUCAUCAGCUCUGGCUCGGCCACCUUCUACCUGCCUGACUCCCUGGACCUGGUCCUGUACGGUCGUAGGAGGAGAGAAACCGAAGAUGGAACACAGAGUCUCUGUGUCCUCAGCCAGCUGACCACGUUCACGCACAACCUCUACUUCUGGACCAAGACACCUGUACUGCUGAGUGGGCCAGUGAUUGACCUGACUCUGUACAACUGCAGCACAAGGAGAGAGAUUCCAGUACGUUCGCUCUCCCAACCAAUCAACAUCGAGUUCCCCAAAACACCUAGAAAUGUAAGUUCUUUAUCGGAGUUCACUCUCCUGCGUAGCCAGGUGAACUACCACGGUUUGAACAUUACCCAGCAGGCCUUGCAGGAGGCCAUACUGGUCAGUGUGGAAUUCACGCGGCCCCCCAACAAGACCUUUCCCAUCAUGCUCCUCUUCAGGAUGUUUGAGAGGCCGACCCCCAGCUUGUAUCACAUCCACAGCAUCUAUCACUGGGACGGAAACACCACUUACAUCACCCUGCCUCCAUCAUACCUCACUGCUGCAGGGACAGGCUACCUGGCUCUACUCAAUGCUGACUACAAAAAGACCCCCAGACACAAGUACAUGAGCAGACAAGUGAACUACACAUUGAGACUGGAGACCAGCCAGUGUCUGUCCUGGGACCACCAGGAGGGCUGGACGCACACCAGCUGCACACCUCAACUAGGAUUGACCUCACACACCAGGGUCAACUGCAGCUGUAGCCACUUGAGCCCAUUGACCGUGGUCCAGCAGCAGAUCCAGAGCAGCCAUGAUGACUCAGCAGACCUGGCCCAGUUCAUCAGUCUCCCCAGUGAUUUGACGGUGGUGUGUGUGUGUGUGGUGUGUGUGUGUCUGUAUGCUCUGGGCAUGGUGGUGUGUAAGAGAGCUGACCUCAUCUCAGAGAGGAACCAGGGAGUCUACUACCUGUCUGAUAACGCUCCUUCAGACACACACCUCUACUCUGUUACUAUACACACCGGCCUCCGCUCCUCACCCAGUAUGACCGCCAAGGUCCAUAUUGUGCUGUAUGGAGAGGAUGGGGUGUCACAGACCAGACAACUACAUGACCCAGAAUGCCUUCUGUUCAGAAGGAACUCCAGGAACACCUUUAUACUGAGUACUGUAGACAGUCUAGGCCCUCUGUGGGGGCUGCACCUGUGGCAUGAUAACACUGGCCCCUCCCCCACCUGGUACCUCAGACAGGUGGAGGUGUGUGAGGUGAAGGGCAAGGGGCGGAGCUGGCUGUUCCUAGGCCAGUGCUGGUUGGCUGUUGAUGAGGGUGACAGACAGGUGGAGAGGAGACUCAGGGUCUGUGAUCAGGGGCCAGGAUUCACCAAGCUGCUGUAUCUGAAGCUGUCAGAGUACCUGUCAGACUUCCACCUGUGGUUGUCUGUGUACAGUGGUCCCUCUCCUAGCGUGUUCACUCACACACAGCGCCUCAGUGUGUGUCUGCUGCUGCUGCUGGGGUACAUGUGUGUCAACACGUUACUCAUAUCUGGCCUCGAUGACCAAUACACCUCAGAGCUGGGCAUCAUCGACGUGUCUACCGUUUCCCUAACGACGGGGUUGCUCAGUGCACUGGCUGUGUUGCCCGUAGCGUCCGCGCUGUCCUUCCUGUUCCGUCAGCGUGAGAUCAGAGUAAAGAGGUCAGAGGUCAAACAGGACAUGGUCAGACUGCCAGACAUCUACUCUAUAGAAGCUGAUGCGCUGAUUGUGAGUGACUGUGUGUUUGACUCUCUCUCCUGGAACAAUCUGCAGCAGUGUGCACAGGAGGCCUGGAGGAAGAAAUAUGAGGGCUCAGUGCCGAAUAGGGAUCUGGUAACUCAAAGAGGAGAUCUGGUAAUACGGGGCAGUCAGGAUCUGGUAAGGGAUCUGCUGACCCAGGAGAAAGUCUCCUCAGAUUGCAACUCCAGUGGUUUUGACAGCUUGCUUGGCAGGUUGCUAGGCAACAGUGUCCCAGACAACAACAGCAUUAGCAAGGAGAGGGAUCGUAACCUCAACGAUAGCUCCAAACUGCUAGGCAGCAACCAGGUGGGCAACAGUACCAGCAGAUGUUUAGGGGGCAGGCUCAGCCCUCUACCCCGCUGGAGUCACCUCCUAGCCUGGGUACUGUGUUUGGCCCUGGGCCUCUCCUCUCUAGUGGUCACUAUCGUCUUGGGGAUCAGGUUCAGCAGCAGUAAGACUUUACUGUGGAUCCAUUCUGUCUUCUUCUCCCUGCUCUCCUGUGUCUUCCUCAUCCAGCCAGCCGUGAUCCUUGCCGUGGCUGUGGUGGUCUCCUACUGGCGCAGGAAGCGUCCAGACUUCUCAAGUUUCUCAGGAGUUCCUGGGUUUCAGGCAGAAACUCUGAAACUGUGGACCCAAGAUGGCUCCUGUGUCCCAGAGCUCUUCCUGCUCAGCCCUCCUCAUCUGCCCCAGGAGAGAUGCUCUCACUUUGACAGGGUGCUGGCGGCCCGUCAGAGGGCUCGGUAUCUGCGUCUGGUACGCCCACCCACUUCUGGGGAGCUGAGGAGGACAGGGGGGAGGAAGAGGAGAGAAACACUCAUUCGCAAAACACUCAGGGAGAUGGCAGUGUGCGUCUCCAUGCUGUUCCUCCUACUGUGUGUAACCUAUGGCAGCUCCUUUAGAGACCAGUAUCACCUCAACCAUGCCGUCAGAACACAGUUCACCAGGAGCCCACAUAACCCCUUCCUGUCCAUCCAAACGCAUGAUGAGUGGUGGAACUGGACCUUAACCAGUGUACUGGAUGGUCUGGACUGGGACAACUGGUAUAACAACAUAUCAGCAACUGGGAAGGCAGGUGCUGUCCAGGGAACAUGUAUUCUGAUAGGAGAGCCCAUCUUGAGGAAGAUUGAUGUUUCCAACGCAUCCCAAUGCCAGGUGCCUCCUGUAAUGGCGACCUUGUUCCCAGAAUGCCUCACGGAAAGAGUCUCUGGGAUGGCGUUACCCAUGGAGGUCGGACUUUGUCUCUGCGGUCAACUCCAGUGUUACACAGGAACUGGGACCACAGUACGACUGGGUCUAACACGGUCAGAGUUUGUGUCCAGGCUAGAAUCCCUGAGGUCCGCUGGCUGGCUGGACAGACUAACAGUAGCCAUGGAAACCCAGUUCACCCUCUACAGCCCCCCCACCAACCUGUUCAACAGUGUGAACCUGAUGGCCGAGAGAUUACCUGGUGGAGCUUUGCACACCUCCGCCCGUGUCCAGUCAGCUAGGGUCUACCAUUCACCUACUGUAUGGGACUACUUCAGUAUGGCAUGUCAGCUCCUUUUCCUCCUCGUCUCUCUGGUCCAGCUCGUCCUCCAGAUCUGUUCUGCUGGAGAGAAAGGCAUGCUGGGAUACUUGAGAGACCCCCAGAGUUGGCUUCAGGCUAGUAUACUCCUGGUAACCCUGGUGUACUACAUCUACUACAUCUAUCAGUCCAUUCUGACUCUGGAGGUCGUUGACCUGCUGCAGCGACACGACUUCAGGAAGCAUGUGGAUGUCAGCUUAUUGUCUACCUGGGAACAGCACACCCAUACACUGCGUGGCAUACUGCUCUUCCUCCUGGUGGUGCGGUGUAUGUGUUUGUCGGGGGUUAACAGAACCAUGGCCUCCUCAGUGACUCUACUCAGACUCGCCUUCUCCAGACUUCUCUGGCCAAUGCUGUCAGGAGUUGUCCUGUUGGUGGCUCUGUCCUCUGUGGGAAACCUGCUGCUCCUGAGGAGGUCCUGGGGGUCCAGCUCCCUGCCCCACUCCGUCUUCACACUCCUGUCUCUCUCCAGGGGCCAACUGGGCUCCCGGGCCCCCUCCCUGCCCGUGGCCUCUCAGCCCCACCAGCUCCACAGCCCCAACAGCCUGUCUUUGUCUUUCUACCAUGGAGCUCUCUGUCUCACACUCACUGUGGCCUGGACAGCAGUGUUGACUGGAAUCGUCUCCUCGUUAGUGAGAGCUGCUAAACUAGCUGGUAGGAGGAGGUGCCUACUGACUCUCUGUGACGUGGUUGGCUACGUCAGGGGUCGGGCAGCUGUGCUCAUUGGCCAACGCAGACAGAGAUGGACAGAUAGCCAUGCCUACAGGAGAAGUUUUUACCUGGAGGAAUUUGAGAGCCUGGUGGAUGAGCUGCAGUUUAGACUAAAUGCCUUCUCUAACAGUCUGCACCACACCCUACAUCCUAAAGAUAUCUUCUCCCCCACCCAGAGCCCCUCCAGCCUGGCCUCACAGCGCUCUGCUGCCAGUGAAACAGCACACGUGACUGAAGAAACACUUCUCAAUGAUCCCCCUGACAUCACCAACCUCCCACUGACCUCCAGGGAACACUCACCUGACGCACACCACUACAGGUCUCAGCUCGAAUUGGAGACCCUCCACCAUCUGCAGCAGUCAGGCCAGAGGAGGCAGACCCCAGCCCCAGCUGGGGGACUCUCAAGUAGGAUUGGGCCAUCCGUCAGUCCCCUGCAUAGUGGAGCACCAGGGUGGAUCUCCCGAGAGCACCCAUCAGACAGAAACCUCCAGAUCUCCACCUCCAUAGGGGGGCCAAGCUACCUCUCCUCCCCAGAUUUGGUGCACCUAGCUGAGGCUCGGACAUGGGACAACAUGCCUCAGAUCCAUAGCCUAACAGGCUGGAUAGAUAAUCAGCUGGUUAAGACUGUGGUUCUGGAGAAUCAGAUCAGCCACUGGACCACGGUCGGUCGGUCUGGUAAGAAGAGCCACAGAAGUCCCAGAAACACCCAAUGGGCUACAGUAGAGGGGCCCAGCUCCACAUAUACCACUGCUUCUGGGGUGAUGGAGGGCCAUGGAGGGCCACACAUUGCUGUGGUGGAGGUUAUGGUCCAUGGGAGCCCGGAGACUGAGCCAGAAGAGGAGGGAUUCCUAGGGACAGUCAGACAGUGCUGGGGUUGACACUGUAUGUCGAGUCUAAUGAAUGAAUGAAUGAAAAAUGAAUUAUCUUCAUCAAUAUGCUAUUCAAGAGGGAUAUUGUGAAAAAAUAUGUUUAUAUACUCUGUGUGGAGGGAAUCAGGCUUAAUUACAAGUAUUCAGUAGGCCACUGCUUGUGUCACCAUGUCUAUUGUCAAAAACAUUAAAUAAACAAUCUGCCCUGGUUGUAAAACAAAUAAAUAAAUGGUGUGUAAAAUACAUUCUCAAAUAAAUGGUGUGCAGGAUAGGGUGAGGGGAGCGCACACUGUUUCAUGAAAGAAUGAACAUUACAACAUGGCUCACUGACUAACUAAUAUGUUUACAGGACAGUUGCAUUGUUGCAGCAAUCCAGAGACGUCCUUGCACAAUAAAUAAAUAAAACUCUUCAUG